Danio aesculapii is the source of this 611-nucleotide messenger RNA. Its product is annotated as adhesion G-protein coupled receptor G2-like. Lineage: Eukaryota; Metazoa; Chordata; Actinopteri; Cypriniformes; Danionidae. Gene Ontology annotation, biological process: adenylate cyclase-activating G protein-coupled receptor signaling pathway. The transcript has 5 exons. Gene Ontology annotation, cellular component: membrane. Gene Ontology annotation, molecular function: G protein-coupled receptor activity. The coding region runs from base 48 to 611 and encodes 187 amino acids. The record is from RefSeq and is a predicted model, not a curated record.
AAACUAAAGAUUACACUGUUUUAAACAAUGAGACUUUUGGCAUAACAAUGGGAGCCAUUAUCUCCAACCUCACCAAUAAUAUUGAAAUGACUAUUAAACUGAAGACUUCGGUCGGUAAUGUGUCAUGCACAUCUUGGGAUGGCAAUGGGAAUCUUGAGUGGACAACGUUUGGCUGUGAGACAGAAAUGCUCAACAAUUACACCAUAAAGUGUUCAUGUUCACAUCUGACUUUCUUUGCAGUGCUGAUGUCUGUGCCUAAUGCAAACGCUGUAGCACCGUAUCUGGAUUCACUGACCCUCAUCUCUUCUAUUGGCUGCGGGAUCUCUGUGUUUUUUCUGGCCAUCGCUCUGUUCAUGCAUUUCCUGCUGCGGAAAGCCAAAUCCAAUCAGGCCACAAAGAUCCUGAUCAACAUAUUAGUGGCCCUUUUUCUCCUGAAUGUGUCUUUUCUGUCAAACGAGAGCGUGGCAAACUCAGGAGACAAGAAUGCUUGUGUCUUCAUAGCACUGCUAAUGCAUUACUCCAUGCUGACCACAUUCACCUGUUCUUCAUUCAAGCUCUUCAUAUGUACUUAUGGCUCAUCCGACAGAACGUCUCUAUCACAAACUACAUGA